GAGCAGAGAGAGAGGUGAUGUUUCCCGAAGCUCCGAUAGGCAUUGGAAAAAACUACUUAAUUCAUCGUUCAGAUCUACUUUAUCUUAUUUUAUUUACCUAACAGUAUAUAGUUUGUUUCCGUCGUCCUCAAUCGCUCGAUUCAACAAUACAUUUUGGCACUUUUUACUCCCGGAUCAGACCGCAGAAAAAGCCUUGGACUUUCCUAUCGCCAACAUGCCUCUGUAUUCGGAUAUCUCAGGCACGGAGACUGGGAAAUGCACAGACUGCGCCAAACUGAAACAGACAUUGGCUUUAAUUGAAACGAGACUAGCAGCAGUAGAAAAAUGCAAAGGACUAUCACAGGAUACAGUGCUGAUGGGUGAGUUUGCUGAGCUCACUCAGAUACAGCAAGAUGAUCAAAGCUACACUGUAUCCUUCCCGAAGCUGGACAAGAGAGAGACAGUUCCAGCUGCGUCUCACUGGCACAGAGUCGGCGCUAAGCCAAAGCAACAUACCAAAGUGAAUCAACAAGUUCACUCAACACCAAAUGCUAAGCUACCCAAAGCUAAAGUUACAUGUAUCAGCCGGAUUAGCCCGUCACUCAAAUCAACCCUGCCACUGAAGAACCGGUUCCUGCCACUUCAAGAGUCCACGAACGCGCCUGCCACCCAUGCACCCCUGAGCCCCGAGAUGCGUCCGGACGGACAGUGCGGACAGAGACGGAACAACCAGUCGCCACGGAGGCGGGCUGCGCAUGUGUCUGCCACCGUCCAACAAGGGCCCAUCUCAGAGAAAGCAGAUGAACCAGACACUCUGAUUAUAGGAGACUCAACUAUCAAGGAUAUAACCGGUAAGAAGAUCAAAACAUGCAUCUUCCCAUAUGGAAUGGUUAGUGAUAUCAACCAUAAACUAGCCAAAAUCAUAUUGGAAAACCCCAAAAUCUCACAGAUUAUUGUGCAUGCAGGAUUUAAUGAUAUUCAAAGAGAACAGUCAGAACUUCUGAAGAGGGAUUACACUGAUCUAUUGGAUACACUGGACAAAAUACACAUCAAGUCUUCUAUCAGUGGACCCAUACCAACAGUUGACAGGGGAAUAAACAGAUUCAGUCGUCUACUUGCACUGAAUACAUGGCUUUCCAGAGUCUGCAAUGAAAGAGGAAGGGACUUUAUUGACAAUUUCAACUUAUUCUGGGGGCGCAAAUAUCUUUUCCGAGCAGAUGGCCUACACCCAAACAGGUUAGGCUCAAAACUGUUGAGGGACAAUCUUCUCUUCUCGCUUUACGCACAGGCCACAAUCUUGCCAUGGUCUGACGCACAGGCCACAAUCAGAGCACAGGUUGAGAAGAAGCAAGACUACAGCCUCCCCCACACAACUACUCUGCCACUAUCUGACACACAGAUAACAGACAGCCCACAGACCUUGAAGAGAGACAACAGCCCGCCCGACGCCAUCAACACUGUGCCCUCCCCCAUCGCUGAUGCUGGCUUGGCGAGGAACGGCCACCCCCCUCCUCUGCAUUCCCCCAUCGACGAUGACCUCCAGCCUCAUCUCUCCCAUAGCCACAACAACAACUCCAGCUCCGAUGUCUCCCUUUGCGAUUUUCCAGCCGAAUUUAAGAAACUGGAACAUGCUGGCAUCAAACUUGCAUCUGUGUCAAUGAUAGCAUCGCCACGUCAUGGCCGCAGGCUGCUAACACUGCUAACACCCAGGAGGAUGGCGCCUCACCCCCGCCCCCGUUUUGGAGGGAAAACAGGAUAUGCGCAAUAA
Molecule: messenger RNA, 1747 nt
Organism: Gadus macrocephalus (Pacific cod)
Lineage: Eukaryota; Metazoa; Chordata; Actinopteri; Gadiformes; Gadidae
Exons: 3
Coding region: 215-1747 (510 amino acids)
Source: RefSeq, a predicted model, not a curated record